This is a messenger RNA of Episyrphus balteatus (marmalade hoverfly), 1664 nucleotides long. RefSeq names its product glycine receptor subunit alpha-2 (gene HisCl1). The record is from RefSeq and is a predicted model, not a curated record. The coding region runs from base 258 to 1505 and encodes 415 amino acids. The transcript has 7 exons. Gene Ontology annotation, cellular component: synapse; neuron projection; membrane. Lineage: Eukaryota; Metazoa; Arthropoda; Insecta; Diptera; Syrphidae. Gene Ontology annotation, molecular function: chloride channel activity; transmembrane signaling receptor activity; neurotransmitter receptor activity. Gene Ontology annotation, biological process: nervous system process; regulation of membrane potential; signal transduction.
GAAAAAUUUGUUCGAAAAACGAAAUUCGAUUUGUGAAGUAUUAUUUACAUUUUUAGUAAGUUUUAAAAUAAUAAUUAAAAAUAUGUGAAAUUGAUCUCGAAAUCGAAUAAUAUUAAACAUGUUCAGCUUAGAAGUUUAAGUUUUAAAUAUAUACGAUAGCAUGCCAGCGCACAAUAUUGUCAAAACACUAUACAACAGAAUAAUGCAUUAUUUCAUACUUGAAAAAAUUGUAGCAAUGUGUACUUUUAAAGUGUAAAAUGAACAAUUAUGGGUUUUAUUGCAUUGCUAUAGCAAUUUUGCCUAUAUUUUUCAACUUCUGCUGUGCUUAUCGUAAUAUGACAACUGAUAAUACUGAGAGCGCUGAACUUGUAUCACACUAUGAAUCGAGCCUUUCGCUUCCAGAUAUUUUGCCAAUUCCCUCCAAAAAUUACGACAAGAAUCGGGCUCCAAAACUUUUAGGACAGCCAACUGUUGUGUACUUCCAUGUUACAGUUUUAUCAUUAGAUUCUAUAAAUGAAGAAUCGAUGACAUAUGUGACUGACAUUUUCCUAGCUCAAAGCUGGCGAGAUCCACGCCUUCGACUUCCAGAAAACAUGAGCGAGGAGUAUAGAAUACUGGAUGUAGACUGGUUGCAUAGUAUAUGGAGGCCAGAUUGCUUUUUUAAAAAUGCGAAAAAAGUUACAUUUCAUGAAAUGAGUAUACCCAAUCAUUAUUUGUGGCUUUAUCACGACAAAACUCUUCUGUACAUGUCCAAAUUAACAUUGGUGCUGUCAUGUGCAAUGAAAUUUGAGUCAUAUCCUCACGACACACAAAUAUGUUCAAUGAUGAUAGAGAGCUUAUCUCAUACAGUUCAAGACCUUGUUUUUAUAUGGAAUAUGACUGAUCCAUUAGUUGUUAACAGUGAAAUUGAAUUACCUCAACUGGAUAUAUCCAACAACUAUACCACAGACUGCACCAUAGAAUAUUCUACAGGUAAUUUUACUUGUUUGGCCAUUGUAUUCAACCUUCGACGCAGGCUAGGCUAUCAUCUGUUUCACACAUAUAUUCCAUCGGCCCUUAUUGUUGUAAUGUCUUGGAUAUCAUUUUGGAUUAAGCCUGAAGCAAUUCCAGCUCGAGUUACUUUAGGCGUAACUUCACUUCUUACGCUAGCAACACAAAAUACUCAAUCCCAACAAUCGCUACCGCCUGUAUCUUAUGUAAAAGCUAUCGAUGUUUGGAUGUCGUCAUGUUCGGUAUUCGUAUUUCUCUCUUUAAUGGAAUUUGCUGUCGUAAACAAUUAUAUGGGACCCGUAGCAACAAAAGCAAUGAAAGGAUAUUCCGAUGAAAGCUUACAUAAUAUUGAAGAUUUUAAGAAAAAAAUUCACAGAGAAUCAAUGGUAGAACCUGCUUAUGAUGUUAAUUGCAAUGGACAUCCAACAGCUAUUUAUAUAGAUACAUUUUCAAGAUUUUUCUUUCCAUUUUCUUUUUUUAUUCUAAAUAUUGCUUACUGGACCACUUUCUUAUGAUACAACCAUUUUACAAAUUAAUAAAAUAAUUUUUGAUUUCAUGUGUGUAAAUAUGUUUUUUACAUAAUAUUGUGGUAUUGCCAAGUAAGCGAAUAAAAUAAAUUUGUGUGAAUUAAAAACAAGUUUAAUUAAAAAAAAAAGUUGCCAUUUUUUCCUGGA